UUCCGAGUCUUACGUUUCAAGUCAACGCUCCCUUCCCUUCCCUUUCCUUUCACCUUCUUCUCUCCAAAGAUGAUACCUUUUUAGAUCUCUCUCUCUCAUUAAAGAAAGGUUUCAUCUUUAAUCUCAAUCUUCAUUACCCAUCAACUGUUACUCUCUUUUCUGUUGUGGGUUUUGAUCAGGACUACUGAAAGUCUCAACCUUUUUUCUGUGAUGGCUCAUCAUCCGGUUUACACGGAGACUCUGUCAAUGGGAGGAGGGUCAAGCCACGGUUUCGGCCAGCAGCCCGUGCCCUUCGCCACCAGCACCGGAUCUUUGCGUGUAGAGCUGCUUCACGGUAACUUAGACAUUUGGGUUAAAGAAGCGAAACACCUCCCAAACAUGGACGGCUUCCACAACCGUCUGGGCGGGAUGCUCUCCGGUUUAACCAGAAGGAACAGUUCCAAACCGGAAGGAGGUGAGAAGUCCUCCAAGAUCACGAGCGACCCUUACGUCACCGUCUCCAUCUCAGGCGCCGUGAUCGGCAGAACCUUCGUGAUCAGCAACAGCGAGAACCCUGUGUGGAUGCAGCACUUCGACGUCCCCGUCGCUCACAGCGCUGCCGAAGUCCACUUCGUGGUCAAAGACAGCGACAUCAUCGGGUCACAGAUCAUGGGAGCUGUCGGAAUCCCGACCGAGCAGUUAUCUUCAGGGAACAGGAUCGAAGGUUUCUUCCCUAUACUCAACAGUAGCGGGAAGCCUUGUAAACAGGGAGCUGUGUUGAGUCUGUCUAUCCAGUACACUCCGAUGGAGAGGAUGAGGGUUUACCAGAUGGGUGUUGGUUUUGGUAAUGAGUGUGUUGGAGUUCCCGGUACUUACUUCCCUUUGAGGAAAGGAGGGAGGGUUACUCUGUAUCAGGAUGCUCAUGUUGACGACGGUACGCUUCCGAGUGUGUAUCUCGACGGUGGUGUGCAGUAUAGGCAUGGGAAGUGCUGGGAGGAUAUGGCUGAUGCUAUUAGGCAGGCGAGGAGGUUGGUUUAUAUCACUGGUUGGUCGGUUUAUCAUCCGGUUAGGCUGGUUAGGCGGAAUAAUGAUCCAACGGAUGGUACGUUAGGGGAUUUGCUGAAGGCCAAGUCUCAGGAAGGUGUGCGAGUGUUGGUUUUGGUGUGGGAUGAUCCUACUUCAAGGAGCCUUCUAGGCUUCAAAACUCAAGGAGUUAUGAACACAAGUGAUGAAGAGACUCGCCGGUUCUUCAAGCAUUCGUCAGUGCAAGUACUUCUUUGCCCUAGAUCUGGUGGGAAAGGUCACAGCUUCAUAAAGAAAUCUGAAGUUGGAACUAUCUACACGCAUCAUCAGAAAACUGUGAUUGUAGAUGCAGAUGCAGGUCAGAACAGAAGAAAGAUCGUGUCAUUUGUUGGAGGGUUAGACGUGUGCAACGGACGUUUUGAUACUCCCAAGCAUCCUCUCUUCAGGACACUUAAGACACUCCAUAAAGAUGACUUCCACAACCCUAACUUUUUGACAACUGCGGAUGAUGGACCAAGAGAGCCAUGGCAUGAUCUGCACAGCAAGAUCGAUGGUCCAGCUGCAUAUGAUGUGCUUGCUAAUUUUGAAGAACGCUGGAGAAAAGCCUCGAAAUCUCGCGGAUUGGGCAAGUUAAAAUCGGCUUCUGAUGAUUCGUUGCUUUUCAUUGAUAGAAUUCCAGACAUCGUAGGACUAUCAGAAGCUUCUUCUUCUGUUAAUGAGAAUGAUCCAGAGACUUGGCAUGCUCAGGUUUUCCGUUCGAUUGAUUCAAGUUCAGUCAAAGGGUUUCCAAAGGAUCCAAAGGAAGCUACUGGAAGAAAUCUACUGUGUGGGAAGAACAUACUCAUUGACAUGAGCAUACACGCUGCUUAUGUUAAGGCCAUAAGAUCUGCUCAGCACUUCAUCUACAUUGAGAACCAGUAUUUUCUUGGAUCAUCAUUCAACUGGGAUUCAAACAAGGACUUGGGUGCUAAUAAUCUAAUCCCUAUUGAAAUCGCGCUUAAGAUUGCUAACAAAAUUAGAGCAAGAGAGAAGUUUGCUGCUUAUAUUGUCAUUCCAAUGUGGCCUGAAGGUCCUCCAACGAGUAACCCUAUACAGAGAAUUCUAUACUGGCAGCACAAGACCAUGCAAAUGAUGUAUCAGACCAUCCACAAGGCACUUGUGGAAGUUGGACUUGAUGGUCAGUAUGAGCCACAAGACUUUCUCAACUUCUUCUGUCUUGGAACCAGAGAGGUUGCUGAUGGAACAGUUAGUGUAUACAAUAGUCCUCGGACUCCACCUAAGUCAAACGCAAAUGCAAAUGCUAUACAGGUAUAUAUAUGUCUAUAUGUAUUACAUAUAAAAUGGAUGACUCCAGCUGUUGAGAUAUUUAAUGGACUCCUUCUGCAGGUGCAAGCUUUGAAGAGUAGGAGGUUUAUGAUAUAUGUUCAUUCCAAAGGUAUGGUCGUUGAUGAUGAGUUUGUCUUGAUCGGUUCCGCGAAUAUCAACCAGAGAUCCUUGGAAGGAACUAGAGACACUGAGAUCGCCAUGGGAGGUUAUCAACCACACCAUUCAUGGGCUAAGAAAGGCUCUCGUCCUCGUGGUCAGAUCUUUGGAUAUAGAAUGUCGUUGUGGGCAGAACAUCUAGGGUUUCUAGAGCAAGGUUUCGAGGAACCGGAGAACAUGGAAUGCGUGAGAAGAGUUAGGCAAUUAAGUGAGCUGAAUUGGAGACAGUAUGCAGCAGAAGAGGUCACGGAGAUGCAAGGUCAUCUUCUUAAGUAUCCAGUUCAAGUGGAUAGAACAGGGAAAGUAAGUUCUCUUCCUGGUUGUGAGACGUUCCCAGAUCUUGGUGGUAAGAUCAUAGGCUCGUUCCUUGCGCUACAAGAAAACCUCACCAUCUGAAAGACUGAAAACUUGCCUUGUGGUAUCAACAUUUUUUUUCUUAAUUUCUUCCACUUCAAGAAACCUCCCCGAGUGUGAUAUGAAUAAAAGUGUGACUUUAGGGUUCAUUUGUGUUUUAAAAAAAAUUACGACUGCAGAUUUGUUCAUUACAAUUACUUAAGUUGAUCAUAGUGUGCGUUUUGGAUUUUCUCAACUA
Messenger RNA from Raphanus sativus (radish), 3076 nucleotides. Its product is annotated as phospholipase D gamma 1. Gene Ontology annotation, cellular component: plasma membrane. Bases 211 to 2880 code for a protein of 889 amino acids. Lineage: Eukaryota; Viridiplantae; Streptophyta; Magnoliopsida; Brassicales; Brassicaceae. The record is from RefSeq and is a predicted model, not a curated record. Gene Ontology annotation, biological process: phospholipid catabolic process; phosphatidylcholine metabolic process. Gene Ontology annotation, molecular function: D-type glycerophospholipase activity; calcium ion binding. The transcript has 9 exons.